Molecule: messenger RNA, 998 nt
Organism: Caenorhabditis angaria
Lineage: Eukaryota; Metazoa; Nematoda; Chromadorea; Rhabditida; Rhabditidae
Source: the annotation of a GenBank genome assembly
AUGUCACAUCAUCAUCACGCUCCUAUUUUGAACACUGCCAUUUUAUUACUUUUGGUUAUUUUGACAGGAGUUGGAACUUUUACAGCUUGUGAGUUCUAAUUUUGAGACGAGUUUUUCCAAUGGUCAAAAUCUCGGGUCGACAGAAAAAAUUGGUAGUACUGAAAAAAGUUCAAGUGAAUCUAACUGUAUUUUUAUAUUUUUCUGAAUUUAUGUUUUUUUCGGGUAAAAACUAGGGCUCAAAAGUUACGUUGAAAUUUAAAAAAAAAUUCGAAAAUCAAGUCGCUAAUGAACAUUUUUUUAAUAGGAAAUUUUUUUGAGAACAUUAUUUUGUGAAUUUUUCUGAAGUUCAAAUUUUGGGGGUCUAAAUAUCAUUUAGGGCCCCCGUAUAAGAUUAACCCCAGAAGAAGGUUCCAAUCCAAAAACAAGGCCGCAAAUAUGGCCCCCGCCCAUUUCUCUCCAAUUCCCAUCUACAUAUUUUCAGACUGGGGAACCGGCACAACAAACCACAUUGGAAUCUAUCAAUGGGGUACCGCUGAAGGUCCCGAAGUUUUUAAUAAUGGACCAGCUUGGAUGAAAUGGGUUGUAGUUUGUCAAUUGAUCGCUUUCAGUUUGGAACUUCUAUUUUUGCUUUUGGCGAUUCCAGCAAUGUAAUCUCACUGUUUUCUGCAAAAAAUUACCAAUCGGAUUUUAAUUUUUUCCAGAAUUUUCCGAAAAAUGCUGCCAGUUCACGCGUUCUCCACAGGAAUCGCAUUUUUGAUUUUGCUAUUCCUUACAAUUGCAUUGGUGACAUUUGCGGUGAAUGUGGGAAGCUACACAGCACUUCACGAUAAUUUCAAAGUAGGGGUUUCCUAAUUAUUGACUUGAUUUUGUGAAAAAAUCCAUAUUUUCAGCUUGGGUGGUCUUGGUAUGUUUCUCUUUCUGCUGCUAUUUUUGCAUUCUUCUUAUUUUUGUCAACUUCUGCAUCAACCGGAUAUGGAGCUUAUCAUCAAUACAGAUAA